Patella vulgata (common limpet) is the source of this 3390-nucleotide messenger RNA. RefSeq names its product retrovirus-related Pol polyprotein from transposon 17.6. The transcript is spliced from 2 exons. The record is from RefSeq and is a predicted model, not a curated record. Lineage: Eukaryota; Metazoa; Mollusca; Gastropoda; Patellidae. Bases 1301 to 2599 code for a protein of 432 amino acids.
UGGAACCACCUAAAGAAUUUGAUUUUCUUAACCCCAAUGAAUGGCCGGAAUGGAAACGGCGGUAUAAACGAUAUCGUGAAGCCACGAAACUUAAUGAGGAAGAUAUUCACGUUCAAACAAGUAAUUUAAUUUAUUGUAUGGGGGAUGAAGCGGAAUUUAUCUUCUCCACAUUCACUCUUACCCAAGACGAGAGGGGAAAUUUUGAUACUAUCAUGGCCAGAUUUGACAAUUAUUUUGUACCUCGACGUAACGUCAUAUCAGAAAGGGCACGAUUUCAUGAGAGAAAGCAGAAUCCUGGAGAGACUGUUGAAGUAUUUCUCAGAAGUUUACAUAAAUUAAGUGAGACGUGUGAUUUUGGUGAUCAAAGAGAGACUAAUAUUCGUGACAAGUUUAUAUGGGGUUUAACUGAUAAGACGGUGUCUAGAACUUUACAGUUGAGAGGUAAUAUCACCCUAACUAAUGCUGUAGAAACGGCUAGAAAUCAUGAGCUGAUAAAGUCACAAAAUCCAGGUAGUGAAGUUACAAAUUCCUCAAAUGUUGAUUCAAUACGUUUUAGAAGCCCAUGAAAUCGAGGUAAUUACAGAAGCCGAAGUAGAUUCAAAACAACUAGACUGUCACAUCAAACGUAUGGUAAUAAUACAGACUCCAAAGAUUGUAAUAGAUGUGGGUUUUCUCAUCGACGAGGACAGUGUCCAGCAUAUCAGAAAACAUGUGAUCUUUGCUAUCGUGUAGGUCAUUUUGCUAGAAUGUGCCGUAGUCAACCUAGAUCAAAUCCCGGUUGGGGUACUAAUAAUGCUACUAAGAAGAAAGGAGUUUAUGAUGUUAGAAAUAAUGAAGAUUAUAAAGAAAAUUAUGAUGAUUUUAGUGAUAUACAGGAACAUGUAGUUACAGAGAAAGACGCUCAGCCUAUUAUAGGUCUUAGAACAUCCGAAAGAUUAGGGUUGCUUAAGAGAGUACAACAGAUUACAAGAGACAUUAAAACGGAUGAAAAUGACUGGGUCAAGAAACAUCCGAAACCUUUUGAUGGACAGUUAGGCAAAUUACCCGGGGUUAUUAGUUUGAAAUUGACUGAAGGGGCUCAUGGUGUUGUUCAUCCAUGUCGUAAUGUAGCUUUUUCAAUGUAUGAUAAACUUAAAAGUGAACUAGAUAGGAUGGAAAAUUCUGGUGUAAUUCGUAAAGUUACCGUACUGAACCAACUGAUUUUGUCAAUAGUUUUGUAAUAUCUGAAAAAUCCAAUGGGCAAAUUCGAGUUUGCUUAGAUCCUAGGGAUUUAAAUAAAUAUCUUCAGAGAGAGCAUUUUAUGUUGCCGACACGAUCUGAAAUAAUGUCUCGAUUUAAAGAUUCACAAUUUUAUACAAAACUUGAUAUGAGUCAAGGAUUUUGGCAAUGUUGUUUAACUGAUGAUGCUUCCACUUUAACAACUUUCAAUAGUCCUUUUGGGCGUUAUCAAUAUUUAAGGUUACCAUUUGGUUUAAAUGUGGCUCCCGAAAUUUUUCAUAGGAUUGUCAGUCAACAUUUUGAGGACAUUCCUAAUCUUAUUACUGUGCAUGAUGAUAUGUUAAUUUAUGCUAAAACUAAGGAGGACCAUGAUGAAACACUUGAGAAGGUUUUGAAAAGAGCAGAGAGUCUUAAUUUAAAAUUUAAUAAAGAGAAAUGUAAAAUUUUGAUAGAUUCUGUGACAUUUAUGGGGGAAGUAAUAUCUAAAGAAGGUAUAAAACCUGAUGAUAGGAAAAUUCAGGCUAUUAAAGAGUUACCUUCUCCUAAUAAUUUAAAGGACCUUAGAAGAAUUCUUGGUAUGGUAAAUUAUUUGGGUAAUUAUAUUCCCAAUUUAUCAAGUAUAAUUGAAUCGUUGAGAGCAUUAACAGAAAAUGAUGUAAAAUUUGAGUGGACAUAUAUACAUGAAAACUGUUUGAAUCAAGUUAAGACUAUUUUAUCUUCACAGCCUGUAUUACAACAUUUUGAUUUAAACAAGCCAAUCAAAAUUUCUUGUGAUGCCUCUAUCACAGGGCUAGGUUGUUGUCUUUUGCAAAACUGUGAUAAUGAUUGGAAGCCUGUGGCAUAUGCUUCUCGAUCACUUAGAGAUUCUGAAAAGAGAUAUGCCCAAAUCGAAAAAGAGUUAUUAGGUAUUUUAUUUGGAUGUACUCGAUUUCAUCAAUAUAUUUAUGGUCAAAAUGUUUUAGUUGAAACGGACCAUAAGCCUCUUGAAAUUAUUUUUAAGAAAAGGUUAGAUCAACUUAGUCCUAGAUUACAGAGAAUGAGUCUAAAGUUACAAUGUUAUAAUUUAGAUGUAAAUUAUGUGCCUGGUAAAUUGUUAAUAACUGCUGAUACUUUAAGUAGAGCUUCAAUACCAGAUAUAGAUAGUAAUUUGUCAGAUAAGAUUGAAACUGAUAUUAGAGUACAUGUUGAUAACAUUAUAGAGCAGAAAGCUAUUUCUUCUAGAAUUAUGAAUGAUGUUAUACGAGAAACUAAGAAAGAUAGAGUUUUAUGUUUGUUAAAGAGUCAAAUAGAACAAGGUUGGCCAAAUAAGAAAAAUCAAGUAGAUCCUCUGAUAGGAAUAUAUUAUUUAAACAAUGUAAUGUUAUUUUUCCUGUGUCCAUGAGAGAUUAUGUUCUUAAGAAAAUACAUACUAGUCAUUUAGGAUGUGAAAAGACAUUAUCCCGAGCAAGGGAGAACAUAUUUUGGCCUGGUAUAUCUAAAGAUGUCAUUAGCAUGAUUGAAAACUGUGAUGCAUGCAUUAAAUAUCAGAAACAGAAAAGAUGUGAGAGUCUAAUUCCUCAUGCUAUACCUGAUUUACCUUGGGAAAAGAUAGGUGUAGAUUUGUUUACCUAUAAGAAUCAAGAUUAUUUAAUUGGAGUUGAUUAUUACUCUAAGUAUACUGUAGUCAAAAGUUUAAGAAAUACUAAGAGUUCUACUGUAAUCAAUGUUAUUAAAUCAUGGUGUUCUAAUCAUGGUAUUCCCAAAGUAAUAUUUAGCGAUAAUGGGCCUCAAUUUAGUUGUUUAGAAUUUAAGAAUUUUGCAGAGUCUUAUAAAUUCUUGCAUGAAACAUCUUCUCCACUUUAUAGUCAAAGUAAUGGUCAGGUAGAGAGAUUUGUACAAGUUGUAAAAAAUCUUAUUAAGAAAUGUUAAGCAAGUGGUGAUGAUUUUUAUUUGGGUUUGUUAGAAAUUCUUAAUACUCCUAUAAGUUCUCAGAUAGAUUCUCCUGCUGAAUUGUUAAUGAGUCGUAAGUUAAGGUCAGUUGUUCCAAUUAAAGAAGAUAAGCUAAAGCCUGUUGUUCAACAAAAUGUUAAAUCUGAAUUAAAACUUAGACAAGAUAAGAUGAAACAUUACUAUGAUCGGAAAUGUCUUAAACAUGAUAGCAAGUUUAUAAAAGGACAAUCUGUUAAUUUACAU